Rhinichthys klamathensis goyatoka is the source of this 1934-nucleotide messenger RNA. RefSeq names its product proline dehydrogenase (oxidase) 1b (gene prodhb). Gene Ontology annotation, molecular function: proline dehydrogenase activity; FAD binding. NCBI's taxonomy places the organism in Eukaryota, Metazoa, Chordata, Actinopteri, Cypriniformes, Leuciscidae. Gene Ontology annotation, cellular component: mitochondrion. The transcript has 14 exons. Bases 48 to 1847 code for a protein of 599 amino acids. The record is from RefSeq and is a predicted model, not a curated record.
AACUUUGUCUGUUUUAUGCACAUUGUCAGUACAGAAGUCUUGAACUGAUGUCUCUCCGCAAAACUCUUCCAGCUUUUGCGCUCGCGACGCGUGACAGGAGUUUUGCAAUCUCCACUCAUGGUCAUCAACGGAGUGUGCAAGCGUUACAUUCAACCAAAACAAACACUCAAGAGAAGCAUGUGUCCUUCAGUAACAACAUCUCCAUUGACUUUGAACAUACCAAAGAAGCCUACAAGAGCAAAGACACCCUUGAGUUACUGAGAAGCUUGGUAGUUUUCAAACUGUGCACCUAUGACAUCCUGGUUGACUCGAAUAAAGAGAUAAUAGAUCUCAGCAGAAAGCUGUUAGGACAGAAGAUGUUUGAGCAGUUCAUGAAGAUGACGUUCUACGGUCAGUUUGUGGCAGGCGAGGACCAUCAGUCCAUCAAGCCUGUAGUGCAGAAGAACCAAGCGUAUGGAGUGGGAGCUGUGCUGGAUUAUAGUGUAGAAGAGGAUCUCUCACAGGAAGAAGCUGAGAGGAAAGAGAUGGAAUCUUGCAUGUCUACAUCAGAGAAAGAAAGCCCUGGAGCUGACCAUCGGGAGAAGAAGUUCACAGCCCAUCGUAAGUUCGGCGAUCGCCGUGAAGGCGUGACGAGCGCUCGUACGUAUUUCUAUGCCGAUGAGAAGAAAUGCGACCAGCACAUGGAGACUUUCCUGAAAUGCAUCAAAGCCUCAGGUGGAAGUUCUGAAGAUGGCUUCUCGGCUAUUAAGAUGACUGCCCUGGGGCGCCCACAAUUCCUGCUCCAGUUCUCCGAGGUGCUGGUGAAGUGGAGACGUUUUUUUAGUUUCCUGGCUGCCAAGCAGGGGAAAGAUGGUGUGGAGGUGCUGGAGCAGAAACUGGAUCUAGAGCAAUUGCAGACAUGUCUAGCCAGGCUGGGAGCUCAGGGCAACAUUCAGAGCUGCUUCUCUGAUGGACGACUGCACUCAUCAGGCAUGGUGGACAUGCUGGACUGGAACAGUCUGAUCGACGAGAGGACAAAGAUAUCCAAUCUACUAGUUGUCCCAAACCUGCAGACUGGUCAGUUGGAGCCUCUUUUGUCCAAGUUCACGGAGGAAGAGGAAAGGCAGAUGAAAAGGAUGCUGCAGCGACUGGAUGUGUUGGCUAAGCAUGCCGUGGAAAAUGGCGUCAGGCUGAUGGUGGAUGCCGAACAGACAUAUUUCCAGCCUGCCAUCAGCAGACUUACUGUGGAGAUGAAGAGAAUCUUCAACACAGACAAAGCUGUCAUUUUCAACACCUAUCAGUGCUACCUCAAAGAGGCAUUUGAUAAUGUGUCCAUGGACGUUGAGCUAUCGAGAAGGGAGGGCUGGUGUUUCGGUGCCAAGUUGGUAAGGGGGGCUUACAUGUACCAGGAGAGAAGCCGAGCAGCGGAGAUUGGAUACGAAGACCCCAUCAACCCCGACUACGAAUGUACUAACAGAAUGUACCACAGGUGUCUGGAUUACGUGCUGGAGGAGAUCGAACAGAAUAAGAAAGCAAAUGUCAUGGUGGCAUCACACAAUCUAGACACCGUCAAGCAUGCACUCCGAAGGAUGAAUGAAAUGGGUCUGGCACCCACAGAUAAGAAGGUGUACUUCGGCCAGCUCUUGGGAAUGUGUGACCAAAUCAGCUUUCCGUUAGCUCAGGCAGGAUUCCCAGUGUACAAGUACGUUCCGUAUGGUCCGGUGAACGAGGUGAUUCCCUAUCUGUCCCGCCGGGCACAGGAGAACCGUGGCUUUAUGAAAGGAGUGCAGAUGGAGAGAGACCUCCUAUGGAAAGAGCUCAUGCGCCGACUGGCCAGUGGAGAAGUCUUCUACACACCUGCGUUAUAAAACACACUCCACUUCUCACCAGAGACUCCUUACCUUUGUUUUUUGCUUGUUCACCCAUCCAUUCAUAAAUCUUUUUUCACACUCUCA